This is a messenger RNA of Neolamprologus brichardi, 3199 nucleotides long. Lineage: Eukaryota; Metazoa; Chordata; Actinopteri; Cichliformes; Cichlidae. The record is from RefSeq and is a predicted model, not a curated record.
ACGCUUGCGUGGAAGCCCGGCUGACUUUUUGUUUAUGUUUAAAAAGCAAUCAGCAGCGUUACAUUUUUAUUCGGUAAAGUCAUGAUUAGCCUUGUUUGAGUCGAUUUGAACGUCAGUUUACGUGGCUAUGAAGGGUAGUUACUAAGAUUUUCCAGAGGCAAGUCUUACCAGUGGCUGAAGUUACCAUCCACUGUCAUGUCCGAUUUGAAAAUACCAAGAUGAUCAGGCUGAUGCUUCACAUCAGGACUUGACUAAGCAGUGGAUGAUGCCAGCAUGCUUAUGUCCAUCUUUUAAAUACAGUUUCUGGUUUUUGAUCGAGUCUUCCUGUUCAUCUGAUAAUGUUUUCUUUGAAGACUAUGAUGGCCUCGAAGGCUACCAAGCAGACUUCAACUGCAGCAUCCAAGAUAAAAAAUAAGCUUCUCAAUACCUCGUCCUUCUUCAAGGUCUCUUUGAAGACCAACAACAAAGCCUUAGCUCUGGCCUUGCAAGCUCAGAGGAGGAGAAGCAGCCAGCUGGAGAUGGAGGUCAUGUACCUGCAGAAACAAGUGGACGCUCUCUGCUUUGAAUUAGCCACCAAGAAAUACAAGCACAGAAAACUGCUCCUUGUCUUGAACAACUUCCGUAGUAAUGCUUUGCAGCACCUGGACAUGGUGGCAGACCUGUUCUCUGACAGCGAUUCUCAGAGCCUUUCAGGAGAUCCCCGGAUCUCGUCUGGUGACAUCAGAAGGGAAAAUCUUGCAGCUGGAAGCUGCAUCGCCCUGUUGUCAUCGCCCUGUCAGGUGGACCCAAGCUUUCAGUUACCGCUGCAGACAGAUGUUUCAAGGAAUUUGUGGUGUACCAGCAAAAACACAACAUCUGCCCUGCUUGAAAAUGCCAUCAACGAGGACGUCUCUACUUUUCCAAAUACAUGUGAAAAGUCGACUGAUGUUUGCAACGAUAACACAGAAGCUGAAAAAAGGCUGUCCACCCAGUGCGCACAGACUGCCCACAUAGAAGCGUCUGGCAUGGCCAAUACUCCGAGGGAAGAUGUGGAGAAUCCCUCUCAGUCCCAGGCUGAUAUUCAUUCCGUCGUCUCUGUUCAGAACAGUCAGACUUGUGAAAAAUCCACACCAUCCCUUUCUGGAGAUCAGAAUCUUCCCAGUGUCUCCACCAUGGAAAGUGAAACACAGCUUGGCAAAAAUCAAGAGAAAACUGUUUUGCUCAAUGCAACCAUGGAGAUGACCUUAAGUGAAGCCACUGAGAUAGUCACUGUGGAAACCAAAGCGAAAAAAAAAGUCAGCUCUGGCAGAAAGGACAAGGAGCAAAGCUGCGGCUCAAGUAUAGAAGUGCAGAAGUCUGCAUCUUUGUUACAAGCACAUAAAAAGCCGUUGAAGGAUCAAAGUACUGCCACUGUCACUUGCAUUCCUAAACUGGGCAAGCAUCAGAAAGUAUCAAAGGAUAAAGUCAAAUCUUCUGACCGCACUAACAUCACAAAUGUAGACCAAAUGGAUGUGGAAGAUUACUUCUCUGAUCCUAAAAUUAGGUUUUCAAGCACCAGCAGAAGUGUGGCUGAAGAAGCAAGUUCCAAAAUAACAUGCAGGAAGUCCAGAGCUAAAGGAAAGAGGGCCUCUUCAGUAACCAGGAAAACAUUCACUGUGCCGUCUGAUGAAAGUGAGAGCAGCCAAUCCCACCAGGAGAAAGUCCAAAAACCUAAAGCAGGAGACGAAAGCUUACAGUCUCAAGUCUCGGAGGACGCUCUGCUUUGUGCACAACCAGAGUCAGAGCACGCGGCGCGUCUGUCCUUUAGCAAAACUAAUACUGUUACUAAUUCUAGGGGAGGUCACAAAUCAAGAUGCAGGGAGACAUUUGUUAUCUCAAUAACCGGCGACAGUAACUCACCAGAGCAUGAUGUGGCGCCUCCUACAGGAUCUAGCUCUCAGGCAGAAGAAGCAGUCAUGAAGAAAAGCGUUGUUGGACAUUUAGCAUCAAGCAAUCGUUCAAAGACUCGGCGCUCUGGGAAGCGAUCCUGGGUGGCCACUCAGGACUUUGGGAACUGUCGAGAAGACUCGAGUAGCGGUGACAGUGGUGAAGCACUGCCACUGGACUGGCAGGCGGCUUUAGGGUCACAGUUUCAAAAACCUAAAAAAUCCAGGAGAGACAAAACAGGGCAGCCCUGCAGGAACAAAGUGGUGCAGCGAGAAGAGGGUGAUGACUUGUUAGAUGACAAGACGAAGAAAAAAGACAACAAAGACUUAAGAUCUGAGAGUGAAACAUGUUAUCCUCCUGACCCUAGAGACGCCUCCGCUCUCUGCCUUGAUUCUGAAAUCGCUAAAGAUCAAUUACAUGAUUUACAAAUGCUCAACUCACAUUCUGUCAUCAGCGAAAAGCAUGAAAUCUUUGAACAUUUGAAUGAUUCGCAGUCCAGGAGGGAUUCGAGUCCCACAUCAUCUAGAAAUGUAUUCAUGCUGAACACAGCCACGGAAACCAGAUAUCCCAGGAAGACUUUUGUUGUCUACAGACGGAAAACUAAGAACAGAAGUGGAUGUAGUUCUGAAAACAUCACCAGGAUGUCGAAUGCAUCGGACACCUGCACUCACAUGGUGGACACUAGCGACCAGUCAGUUCAUCAGAAUGUGGGCGACCUGCUGAUGGAUGAGCUGCCGCCGUGGCUGGACGUGGAUAACAGCACAGCUCACAUCGAUGUGGACUCUCUACCCGCCACUCCAAGCAGGGAAACACCAGGCAGGCUUGCGACAAUUGGAACGGCUGAAGCCUCUCCAGCACUGCAUGGAGCAUGCUAUGAUGCUGUGCUUAGCAGUACCUCAGGAAGAAGAAGAGUCUUAUCGACAGUAACCAACACUUUUACAACACCAGACUGUGAAAAUGGAGAGAGAAGCAGGAGACGGAGACCUGGGAAGGGUGCCGUGAGUUACAAGGAGCCGCCUCUUAACAGCAAAAUAAGGCGUGGAGAUAAAUUCACUGACACCACAUUCCUGAGUUCUCCUGUGUUUAAGGAUGGCCGGAAGAAGAAGAAGAAGAUGACGACGACGACUGUCAACUGAUAAUUUGGCUUUUUUCCAUUUUACUGUUUUUAAAAAUGAUUUUAUGCUGUUUUCUUAUUAAAGUUGUUUGCUAAAAUCAUUUUUCUACAGAUUCAACCAGAAAGUAUUGUGUGUCUUUAAGUGCUUUACAUUUCACAUUAAAGUAGAAAUUUGAAGUA